This is a messenger RNA of Megachile rotundata (alfalfa leafcutting bee), 2572 nucleotides long. RefSeq lists its product as uncharacterized. The record is from RefSeq and is a predicted model, not a curated record. NCBI's taxonomy places the organism in Eukaryota, Metazoa, Arthropoda, Insecta, Hymenoptera, Megachilidae.
GAAAAGCUGUUCGUUGCUGUUUCUCUGACAUAACACGACGAAACGUAGUAGCAGGUCAAAAAUUAGUGUGGUUCGUAGUAAAUGGUGGGUGUUUGCGUCGUUUUAGAGUGACGGCAUUACCAUUUCCAAGGUUUGGUGAAAAUAUUACAGUAAUGGGAUUACUAAUUGCAAAGAAGAAUUCGUCGUAUCGUAAAAAUGGAGUCAAUAGAAGAACGUUCAGGUCGAUCCCCUAGGAAACGAUACCUUUUCGAUCGAUAGGUUUGGCAUCAGCAACAAGGAUUUUCUUAUAAUUUCGUCGAUAAUAUUUAAACGUAAUGUUUGGAAGUUGGAUCUGAUUAAAAAAACGAGAAACAUACAAUUAUCAUUGAAUAGAAUACGGGAGAAAUAUAAUUUCGUCGCAACGUAAAAUGGGUUCUACAAGACAGCAGGAUAAUAGAAUACUUGGCGGCGGGAUAUCUUUGCCUCAAUGGAUGAAAGGAAGAACCGACAACAGAUUUGAUUUUGAUGAGAGUACGUUCAGUCCGCCAUCUCACGACGAUAGCUUUUUCUAUUUACGAUACCCAAAGUCACAGAGCCGAUUGAACAGUUCGGAAGAAUUCCGGACGAUCGAUGAAGUUCCGAAGAAAGAAGGACAAACUGUCACAUUGCCCACAAGCAGCGUAACAGCGGAGAAAGAGAAAACCGUUCCCGAUCCGAGAAAGACGCAAGAAAUCGAUUUUAGCAAGCAUCCUUUGGCGUGUCAACCAUUCGUACCAGUUUCGACGACAAGUAAAGAGAUCGACACCCGGAAUUCGAAGAGUUCGUUACACGAAAACAUAAAGACAAAGUCCCAGGGGAUAGACGAUGGAUUUCACGGCGAACCAGCGCUUUGCGGAAAGUCGAUUGUUCUCGUAGCCAGUCAGAUGAUGUCGAAUAAAUUUCAUGAAACGUUUACGGCCGAAUCGGCCGGAAGUCAACCGAAGAAAGGGAGUAAAUCCUUGCCAGCCACUCCGCUCGCCUCGCCCGUUCAGAGCCCGAACAGUUCGCCGAAAGCUCGUCGUCGCGUAACGUCGAAUCGUUACUUCACCGGUUCGUUCCUUCUCGAUCGCGAGAAGUAUCAAGGAGGUUCGAUCUUGGCGAGUAUAUUAGGACAGUCCAGGGAGAUCGUCACGGCCAAGAUCGAAGAAGAGGAUGAGACGAACUUGGAGCCUUCGCCACCUUCAUCCAGAGCACUCGGUAGAAAACGAUCUAUAUCCUCUCAGAAUCUGACGUAUGUCGGAACCGAUGAUAAGUCGACCAUUGGUUCUAAUUUAUUGCGAGCGAAACCAUCGGAAUUGAGAGAAAUGAAUUUCUGGUCACCGACCUCAAUGUAAUAGAUACGGUCCACGAAUAUUCCGAUUUUGUCUAUCUUGUCUUUUAUAUCGUCAUCGAUACAUCUAUCCGUUUAUGCUUGAAAUUUGUUCAUCUAAGGAACAAGAUGUUAAUAAUUUAAUAAUAUUGAUAAAUAUGUUAAUAAUAAUAAUAAUGUUGUAUCGCAAGAACAAUGAAUAAUAAUAAUAAUAAUGUUAGUUAUUUUAUAGCUGUUUAAAUGAAUAGUUUGGUACAUAUUUGCUUGCAGUUCUUUAGGUUUAUUACUUUUCUGUCAAGCAGACGAAUACCAUGAAAAAUGAUCGUAUGUUUUUUGCGUGUCCACCUGUAACGAUUAUUAUUUGUUUGCGGGCAUGUACUCGUAACGUGUUUGUACAAACGCACGACUCUUCUCUCAAAUAAUCUCUUGAUUCGCGAUGGCGUGGUAGUUAACUUUUAGCAAUAUACUUUCAAUUAGUUUAGUUAUUUGAAAUAGCCGACCAUAGACGAAUAGAACUAUUCGCUAUGUUGGAGAAGAUUAUGUUUGUCAAAUUUACAAAUAAUCCGUUUUUCAGUUAACGACAAGCAUAAGUUACCUAGAACAAGAAGUAUAUAAUUUACACCGUUUAGUCAACUAGCGCUUCAUCUUACUUGAUUUUAGCUCGAGUAAUGAAGGGAAGGAAUUAAAAAUAAGAAAUAUUUGUACCAUAUAAUAUACGAUAUGAGCAUGUGUGAAAGCGCGUUUUGUUUAAAACGUUUACCGUACAAACGAGGAUAGUAACGUUUAAUGUAACAUCCCCGUUGCGGUGGUCCCUAAGCCGGGUAAUUAACGGUCGGUCAUCGUUAAUCUUUUUCCGUCGAUAAACGUGAUACCAACCGUCUCUCGUCAACGAAAGAUAACGAAGUUAUUAUUCAGAGACCUUGGUGUACACGACAUUCUCUCACAGCUGGAUUAUCGAGUUCGAAAGGAGAAAGUAACGCGAUCGUAACGAGGACUAAUUUUAGUAGAUAUAUUCUAGAGUAACAAUGAAGCGGAUCAAACGUAGGAAAAAUGUAUGGGACGCGGAGCUGUUAGCGAAGUUGCGGCAGUAACUUGACGCGUCGCAACAACACGUUCGAUCGAUGAACCAUCGAUCAGCGUCACUAGCUACAAAAUGCUCGAAGCUACGAAUGGUAGAAACUCUCGAUUCACAUAUUGUAUCGUAUUUUAUAAAGAUAUGACAAAUAAAAACAAUCUUUUACGUUC